CAAAAAAGUCUAAGAAGUGAGAGAUUAAAGGAGUGAUUCUAAUUGAGUUUUUGGUUUUACUUUAUUACACAUAAUCUUAAUCUGUUUGUAUAGAAAUAUCAAUCAGCAAAUGGUUCAUUUAUUGCCGCCCCCAAUAUUCGCAACAUAAACUUUUUAGUCUUAGCUGGACUAACGAAGAAGCUUGUAGGUGGUCUGAAAAUACAAAUCUGGUGUAGAAAAUUUUGAGUUGGCCGAUUUGUACAUGAUUUCUUGUACAUACUUAAGCCAACAACAGGCUAGAUAGGGAUACAGGGAACAGACUGGUAUAGGUGUUGCAAACUUGGCUGCUAUUUUGCAGACUCCUUUACAACGACCGGAAAACAUCGCCACCUGUAACACACUAUUAUUGGUAUGGAAGAGGUAUCGUUGACCGAAACUGAAAGCCGUUACUACGGUGAUUUGUUCCUGUUCUGUGAUGAGGAGAAAACAGGUAAAAUACCCAUGCUUAAAGCAUCUGAAUUAUUUCGAUCAGCCAAUCUAUCUAACGAAAAAAUACUCGAGAUAACAUCUUUGGCCGGCAUACCUGACACUGCUCUACAUGUCUCACGUGCUCAGUUUUAUUCAUGUCUUAAAUUAAUUGCUGCUCAUCAGGCAUCUAUGCAAUUACGACAGGAGCUAAUAGCGGCAUCGGUGCAAUUGCCUUUACCUCGUUUCAGUUGGACAGACAGUUCGAGUAAGAUGGAAACAAGCAACCAUCAGCAGCAUCCUCAUGUGAUUCCACCUCCUCCAAUAACAGAUCGACGUAAUUCUCUUCAGCGUCGAACAGAGUGGCACGAUACUAAUCCGAUGAGAUCACGACGUAAUUCCUCUUCUCAUCAACAUAAGACGGACACUAUCACACUUAAUUCAGAUUUGCCAAGUACCGAUUCCGAAGUAGAUCAAUGUGAAUCAAGUUGUGGUGGAGAAGAUGGGGUAAUAGGUACCAAAAUAAAACAUCGUGGUGGUGGAUCACCAGAAGCAUGGAGUACAAACAGCGAUAGUCCCACACCAACAAACAGUGUGGCUGAAAGACCAUGGGCUAAAGAAACUCUCUGGCAUGGACUAUUAGGAGAUGAACAUCGGCAAUUGUUGGGAACAGAGGAGGAAUCCUCAGAUCGCCAUAGCAGUGAUGAUGAAAACGAAACGGAUUUAGAGACGGUUUACCAAAUUACACCAGAACAACGCGAAUAUUAUUUUAAUCAAUUCAAAAACGUACACCAUGAUACCAAUGGUUUGUUAUCCGGCCAAGUUGCAAGGGUAUUUUUUGAAAAAUCUCGAAUUCCAGUCGAAGAAUUGCGGCAUAUAUGGCAAUUGUGCGAUGUUACACGGGAUGGUGCUUUAAGUUUAGCAGAAUUUACGGCUGCCAUGCACCUUGUUGUUUUGCGUCGGAACAAUAUUCCCUUACCGGCUACUUUGCCGGUUUGUUUGCAUCCGACUGUUCUACAACACACAACACUUGGCAACCAAUUAUCAGCUCAAGAGCCCGCUGAGGCAGAUCUUCUGCAUUUGGAUGAAGAUGAUGAGGACAGCACCGACAAUACUAUAAUAGGAAUAAAGGCCGGAAUGGUUGUAGGUGGAAGUACUGAGAGUGGUGCACUGCUAUUAAAUGAAAAUACUGUCAUGAAUCUAAGCACACUAUCGGCAUCAUCGCAGGCAAGUGGCAGCUCUCGCCAGUGUGUUAAUGUUUGCACUAAAAAUCCGCAUUCAUUAACGCCACCUUCAAUACCUCCACCUGUAAAAAAUCGAAGCAUUUCAAAUUCCCCAAAAGCGGAUAUGCCAGCCUCUACAUCCCCUUUGAAUGCACCCAGUGGAAAGUUGGGAUAUAGCGCAAAUACAGAUUGUUCCUUAUGGGCAACAACUGCAAGCAAUGACGAACAUUUACAAUUUGUAACAACCGAUACGCAACCAAGUCAAUGGACUAAAUUUAAUGAAUCUCCGACAUCAAAUGUCUCUAGUCCUGGUCCGAAACCUGUCAAUUUCGACAUGCAACGUACAGCGCAAGCUGUCGUCUCUGAUCCACAAAUAUUGCAUCCAGUGCCAUUGAGAGUAACACCUGUUGGUGGUGUCAUAACUUCUAACGUACCCACUGUUCCUGUCAACGAUAAAUAUGGUCAUGAUUCAGGUGACAAUGGCGCUUCCAUUCGAGAACCUAGUCCAAAGUCAUCUUUCAUAGCAUCAAACAAUGCGCCACAUCAUCGCGAUUCAUUGCAACACAUUGAUUUGAGGGCAAUUCAACGCCCCCAAGCUAAAAAACUACCAACAAAAAAUAUUGGAGCCAUACCUCCACCACCCCAACGUGAGCCAGCAACGAUGUCUGCAUCAGUAGUGGCAACUACAUCAAACAUCCCAGACAUUGGAAAUGCAAAUAUUGCAGCUUUAAGUGGAUCUAGUGUUCUCUCUCCUUCCACGCAUAUAAAUAAAAAGGAUCCACCGCCGUUGCCACCCCCACGCCCUCAUCGUCAUGGACGUAGCAGCAGUUUAGAUUUAAAUAAGUUUAAAAUUGGAACCAUAAACGGCGCACAACCAGAGAUUAUGGCCCAAGCUAGCUUUGAUUUGCAAACCACAGGUUUCGCUGAUUUCACAACAGGAUUUUCCGAUGACAGCCAUACGCCCAGUGUUAUUACUGAAAUACAACAAAUGCAUUCCUUGCCGCCGCAAACUUUGCAGGGGCGUGCUAUUCCACAAGUUCCCUCUGCCCAGGCAAUGCCACCUACACGCCUUUCACUUCAAUCAAAUCAACGCGUAUCCGCUUUUGAGAUCUAUCGGAAACCAAACACUCCACGCAAUUCUCAAUCUCCAAAGCCGUUGACGACUUCAAAUGUCGUUGGUCUACAGCCGCCGUUACCGCCUCCGUUUGGUUCUGUUGGGGUGGCAGCUCCCACAGUUUUGCCCAAUUCUGAAAUAUAUGAAAAGAGAGUGAAUGCUAUUAGCGAUACGCUGCGUCAUGUGUCAUUCAAACAAGAAAAUAACCAAAACAAUAUGACUGAUGUGUUGCGCCAUUUGCGCGAACAAAACAAUCUUUUAUUGCGCUUAUGCAAUGAUCUCAGCGAUGAAUUACUUACAGUGCAAACAAGAAAAGAGGAAAUGAGACUUCAACUGGAAGCUUCAUCAGCAGCCAGCACCGACAUGGCACUGCCAUCUGUUGCAUUGACUGCAACAGCAUCAACGUCGGCCUUGGGCCACGUUGCAGUGAUACGUACUGGCUCUUCAAUAUCGGCACCAGUUACUGCCAACGUUACCGGUGGUUCUGGAAGUUCCGGUGUCCAUUCAAAUGUUUAGACAGCUUAUAUUGUUAACAAGUAUGUUAUAUCCUUGAUAGAUGUUGUUUGUUAAUAAGAUAUGCAACAAUACGUAUUCUCCGGAAUAAUUGGAUUUAAUUUGAAAAUGUAUGUAUGUUCACAAUAAUAGACUAUAAUACAAUCACAUUACCACUACCCUCCCACGUACACAAUAUCGCGCUAACACACAACUUCUAAAGUCAUCGUGAGGAUACUUAAGCCUCCUAAAACUAAUUACAUACAUACAUAUACGUUCAUGUGUCGAACAAUCGCCUGGGACUUUGAAAUGAGUUUCGAAAUUCCAAUUGAAUGUGUUGCAUACGAUGCGUAUCAAAAACAUUACCUUCGUACAUGUAAAUGUAUAAAAUUGUUAUUUAUUCAUAAUUAUUUAUUAUUGUAAUAUUAUUAACUAUUAAUGUUUCUCAUACAAACGAAAACCUAAAGAUAUCUCUGAAAUCAACUCAAUUUAAGAUCGAUAGACAUGAAAUGAAGAUAUGUAUAUUACUCAUCUUUCAGACAAUUUUUAUUUUUUUAUAGUAUUUUAUGUUUUCUUCUAUAAAAACAAACAAAAAUGAAAAAUAUAAGAAAGAUUUCUAUUGUAUUUUUCUACAACAACAAAAAUUCAGAUUCCUUAUCACAUAUACAAAUCAUAUUUUUAGUAUUCCGAAC
Messenger RNA from Stomoxys calcitrans (stable fly), 3965 nucleotides. RefSeq lists its product as uncharacterized. The transcript is spliced from 10 exons. The record is from RefSeq and is a predicted model, not a curated record. Gene Ontology annotation, cellular component: plasma membrane; cytoplasm. Lineage: Eukaryota; Metazoa; Arthropoda; Insecta; Diptera; Muscidae. Gene Ontology annotation, molecular function: protein binding; calcium ion binding. The coding region runs from base 391 to 3297 and encodes 968 amino acids. Gene Ontology annotation, biological process: endosomal transport; endocytosis.